CUCAGAAGAGAAGAACCAGGCAGGAUGGAGAGCAGUCAGUGCGUUGCCCUUGAGAACAAGACGGUGGCGGGCGGGAAGGGCAUUCAGAUUGCCUGCAGCACGUGCACGUUCCUGAAUGCGUCUGACGUCUCGUCCUGUGGAAUGUGCGGGGCGGAGAUGAAGCCGCCAACACACGAUGUGCAAGCGGACGGCAGUUGGAAUUGUGGUGUAUGCGACACAGUGAACCGACGGGCGUCCAAGGAAUGCUCGCAGUGUCAUGUUCCCUUCUACUCGUUGGUGACGACUGCAGCCCCGGCGCAGAUUUUCUGCUCUCGAUGUGGAUUCUUAAAUGACGGAGGCAACCUUACGUGCGUGCAGUGCGACUACACGAUCCGGUCUACACUAGACAAGAUCGGCACAGACUUGAGAGAUAGUACCAACUUUUUGGCGCGAGAUAUGGGCGUCAACAUCCACGUCAAGUGUCCUGGAUGCUUCGUGGUGUGUUACGUGCCACCUGCUACUGCUUGUCUGCGCUGUGGAUCCUGCCAUACAUAUUUUGCGUCGCCUUCGGUCGGUGAAGUGACGAAUUUCCACAUGAACCGCCUAGCGUCGUCCAUCUCGAGCUCGUUUAUGGGGUUCUUCGGAAGCAAGCGCGGUGGACAAGAUGAUAACGAGGCUACACGUCGUCAAGAAGAGGCUCGCGAGGCGCCAGUUGGCAGAUUGAUCGCCGCAGGCAAAGGUGUUGUGAAUUCUCCUCGUCAUUCCUCGACCAUCAGUGAUGCCAGUGGGCUAUCGUCAAGUCUACAGCAGCUCGAUGACAGCGAAGUUUCUGAAGACGAAGCGGAAGAGAAACCCGAUGCUUCCCGGACGCAGGAGCAUGCAGAUUCAAAGGCUAAAGAACUGAAAUUGCUAGCAGUGGAGACGGUGAAAGAGGAGAAAUUGGCACAGGAAUCGGGUAGCAAAGAGCGGCCAAAGUCGCCUGUGCAGACACAAAAGGAGGAGCCAUUCUCGUCGUUGGAGCUGUCGUCCAGCUCGAACAGUUCUGGUAAAGAGCAAGAGCAGCCGAUGCUUGCACGGUCAAUGCCAGUGCGUGCAGCUCUCCCGCCACCUCGACAAGAACUGGUCGAGGUGGAGGGAGAUAUUGUGGAGCUUUAACGUGGCGACGUCUGCAGAGCUUGCAUCAACCAGAAACACGAAAUAUUUGAUUUGAUUAGGAUCCUACUAGAAGUAGUACGAAGUGCUGUAGCUCACCUCGAUGGCUGUUUGUCUCGUGUAGCAGUAUCUCCAGUGUCGUCACUCCAACCUAAUAUCAAGAAAGUAGUACUAUAGUAUUGCACUCGCAAGGCAAGCAGCGGCGUAGCCUACAAGGUCAAGCUUUAGCUUUGUUGGGUUUGCUACACUUCGCGCUACGCAGCGCUUGCCGGCCUGACGGCAAUACUGAUACUAAUAAUAUUGUU
Molecule: messenger RNA, 1436 nt
Organism: Phytophthora infestans T30-4
Lineage: Eukaryota; Oomycota; Peronosporomycetes; Peronosporales; Peronosporaceae
Exons: 5
Coding region: 142-1134 (330 amino acids)
Source: RefSeq, a predicted model, not a curated record